Messenger RNA from Gavia stellata (red-throated loon), 5722 nucleotides. It is a transcript of the gene ZNF236, whose product is annotated as zinc finger protein 236. The transcript has 32 exons. Gene Ontology annotation, molecular function: DNA-binding transcription factor activity, RNA polymerase II-specific; RNA polymerase II cis-regulatory region sequence-specific DNA binding. Gene Ontology annotation, biological process: regulation of transcription by RNA polymerase II. The coding region runs from base 27 to 5636 and encodes 1869 amino acids. NCBI's taxonomy places the organism in Eukaryota, Metazoa, Chordata, Aves, Gaviiformes, Gaviidae. The record is from RefSeq and is a predicted model, not a curated record. Gene Ontology annotation, cellular component: nucleus.
CAAGAGAGACCCAGUUCCAGCGCCAUAUGAGGGAUCAUGAGCAAAAUGACAAGCCUCACCGAUGUGACCAGUGUCCAAUGUCAUUUAAUGUUGAAUUCAACUUGACACUUCAUAAAUGUACUCAUAAUGGUGAAGAUCCUACGUGCCCUGUGUGCAACAAGAAAUUCUCCAGAGUAGCCAGUCUGAAAGCUCAUAUAAUGCUACAUGAGAAAGAAGAGAAUCUUAUCUGUUCAGAGUGUGGAGAUGAAUUUACUUUACAGAGUCAGCUGUCCAUACACAUGGAAGAACAUCGUCAAGAAUUGGCAGGCAGUAGGAACCACAGCUGCAAGUCUUGCAAAAAGGAAUUUGAAACUUCCUCACAGCUAAAGGAGCAUAUGAAAACUCACUAUAAAAUAAGGGUAUCAAAUACCAGAUCUUAUAACAGAAAUAUUGACAGAAGUGGGUUUACCUAUUCCUGUCCUCACUGUGGAAAAACGUUCCAAAAGCCGAGUCAGUUAACACGACAUGUUAGGAUACACACAGGUGAAAGACCUUUUAAAUGCAGUGAAUGUGGAAAAGCCUUUAACCAGAAGGGGGCAUUGCAGACCCAUAUGAUCAAGCACACUGGUGAAAAACCCCAUGCUUGUGCCUUUUGUCCUGCAGCCUUUUCUCAGAAAGGCAAUCUUCAGUCACAUAUACAGAGAGUUCAUUCAGAGGUGAAGAAUGGCCCUACAUACAACUGUACAGAAUGUAGCUGUGUCUUCAAAAGCUUGGGUAGUUUAAAUACACAUAUCAGCAAGAUGCACAUGGGUGGUCCACAGAAUUCUGCAAGCUCUUCAACAGAUGUAUCUCAUGUUACAGCGGACUCUAUCACCCAGCCUUUAACAACAUCCCCUGCUAAUCUUUUGCAACCUGUUGAUAACAAAUGGAAGAAUGCCACGCAUUUUCGGUCUCCACUUCUUCAACAGACAGAAAACCAGGUGUCUUCAGCUACCGCACAUCAAGGUCAGCAGGCUGUAACUGAUGUCAUCCAGCAGCUCCUUGAGUUAUCAGAACCAGGGCCUGUAGAAAAUAACCAGCCUCAGCAACCUGGUCAACAACUCAACAUUGCAGUGGGAAUCAAUAGAGAUAUUUUGCAGCAAGCUUUAGAGAACAGUGGGUUGUCUUCGAUUCCCGUCUCUGCACAUUCUACUGACUGCAGCCAUGCUAAGAUUCCUGGGGCCCAGGAUCAGAACCCAGAUGUCCAGGCUCUCUCAAAUCAUCAGGCUGACUCUAAUGCAGAACAAGAUAAGGAGCAAGACAGUUCAGAUAAACUGGAUAAAAAGGAAAAAAAGGUUAUUAAGAAAAAAUCACCGUUUUUACCUGGUUCUAUCCGUGAAGAAAAUGGAAUAAGGUGGCAUGUUUGUCCAUACUGCUCUAAAGAAUUUAAAAAACCAAGUGAUCUAGUGCGCCACAUUCGCAUUCAUACCCAUGAGAAGCCAUUCAAAUGUCCCCAGUGUUUCCGCGCCUUUGCCGUUAAGAGUACUCUCACAGCACACAUAAAAACACACACUGGCAUUAAAGCUUUCAAGUGCCAAUUUUGUAUGAAAUGCUUUUCCACCUCAGGGAGUUUAAAAGUUCACAUUCGUCUACAUACAGGUGUUAGGCCUUUUGCUUGUCCUCACUGUGACAAAAAGUUUAGAACGUCAGGCCACCGGAAAACUCAUAUUGCUUCACAUUUUAAACAUACUGAACUAAGAAAGCUGCGACAUCAACGUAAGCCUGCAAAAAUUCGAGCAGGAAAGACCAGUGUUCCAGUACCAGACAUUCCUUUGCAAGAGCCCAUACUCAUAACUGAUUUAGGUCUUAUCCAGCCAAUCCCAAGGAAUAGCCAGUUCUUCCAAAAUUAUUUUAACAAUAAUUUUGUGAAUGAUGCAGACAGACCAUACAAAUGUUUUUAUUGCCAUCGAGCCUAUAAAAAAUCUUGUCAUCUUAAACAACACAUCAGGUCACAUACUGGUGAAAAGCCAUUUAAGUGCUCUCAGUGUGGAAGAGGUUUUGUGUCAGCUGGAGUUCUGAAAGCACAUAUUAGAACACACACUGGAUUGAAAGCUUUUAAGUGUCUUAUAUGCAACGGGGCCUUCACUACUGGUGGUAGCCUCAGGCGACAUAUGGGGAUCCAUAAUGACCUUCGACCAUAUAUGUGUCCAUAUUGUCAAAAAACAUUCAAAACAUCACUAAACUGUAAAAAACACAUGAAGACUCAUAGAUAUGAACUUGCACAGCAACUUCAGCAGCAUCAGCAGUCUGCUUCAAUAGAUGAUUCUACAGUAGAUCAGCAGAGCAUUCAUGUUUCUACACAGAUGCAAGUAGAGAUUGAAAGUGAUGAGUUACAGCAGUCAGAAGCUGUUGCAACAGAUCAGCAGGCUAUUUUAGAGUUAGACCAGCAGCCAGUAGUAGGCACAGGAGAAACAGCACUAGAACAACAAUUGGCUGAGCAGCCUUUAGAGCAAGAUGAGGUUUCAGAUAGAUUUGUGACACCCCAGCAUGCUUUACAGGAAAACAUCACUCAGUAUGAACAACAAGCUAUAACACAGCAGACAUUUGAUCAACAGGGCUUAUCACAAGGUUUUACAGUGAAUGACAGCUACAAUCAACAGACUCAAUUUCCAGCUGUACAGCAGCUCCAGGAUUCAAGCACACUUGAAUCUCAGGCUCUUUCAACGAGUUACCAUCCACCAGCCCUUCUUCAGGUUCCAAAUACAGACACUAUUAAUGUAGCUACUCGCUUGAUACAAGAUCAGUCAUCGCAAGAAGAACUUGAAUUGCAUACCCAAAGGCCUCAUUUUCUUGAGGAUAAUGAAGAUCAAAGCAGGCGUUCAUAUAGAUGUGAAUAUUGCAACAAGGGUUUUAAGAAAUCCAGCCAUUUGAAACAACAUGUACGAUCGCAUACUGGUGAGAAACCUUAUAAAUGCCAACUCUGUGGCCGUGGCUUUGUUUCCUCAGGAGUUCUUAAGUCACAUGAGAAGACUCAUACAGGAGUUAAAGCAUUCAGCUGUAGCAUUUGCAAUACCGCCUUCACAACUAAUGGCAGCCUUACCAGGCACAUGGCAACUCACAUGAGCAUGAAGCCUUACAAGUGCCCAUUCUGUGAUGAAAGCUUUCGAACAACUGUUCACUGCAAAAAACAUAUGAAAAAACAUCAGGCAGUCUCCUCAGCUGUAGCAGCAGCUACAGAAACAGGAGUGGGAGUUGCAUGUGUUGAAGAUGAUGAUGAAAACUCUGAAAGAACUUCCAGAAAAUCUCGUCCUGGUGUCAUAACUUUUACAGAAGAAGAAACAGCAGAACUGGCAAAGAUUAGGCCUCGAGAAAGUGCCACUGUCUCAGAAAAAGUUCUUGUCCAGUCUGCUGCAGAGAAAGACAGAAUUAGUGAGAUCAAAGAUAAGCAAGCAGAAAUGGAAGCAGAGCCCAAAUAUGCCAACUGUUGUAGUUAUUGCCCCAAAAGCUUCAAAAAACCCAGUGAUUUAGUCAGGCAUGUUCGUAUCCAUACUGGAGAGAAGCCAUAUAAGUGCGAAGAAUGUGGAAAGAGUUUCACUGUAAAAUCUACUCUGGAUUGUCAUGUUAAAACACACACAGGCCAGAAGCUCUUCAGCUGUCAUGUAUGCAGUAAUUCUUUUUCUACAAAAGGGAGUCUAAAAGUCCACAUGCGUCUGCAUACAGGAGCAAAGCCCUUUAAAUGUCCACACUGUGAUUUACGGUUUCGUACUUCAGGGCGCAGAAAAACCCACAUACAGUGUCAUUAUAAACCAGAGACAAAGAAAGUUAGGAAGACUGUCGCCCGUUCUUCAGCUGAGGGACUACAACCAGUCAGUCUUCUUAAUUCAUCCUCAACAGACCCUAAUGUUUUCAUCAUGAAUAACUCCGUUUUGACGAGUCAGUUUGAACAAAAUUUACUUCAGCAAGGACUUGUGGGCCAGGCUAUCCUGCCUGCUUCAGUGUCAGCUGGAGGUGACUUAACUGUGUCCUUGACAGAUGGUAGCUUGGCCACUCUUGAAGGAAUACAGUUACAACUUGCUGCUAAUCUGGUUGGACAAAAUGUUCAAAUUUCUGGAAUAGAUGCCACCAGUAUUAACAACAUAACAUUACAGAUUGAUCCAAGUAUUCUACAGCAGACAUUACAGCAGAGUAAUUUACUUGCUCAGCAGCUAACUGGAGAUCCCAAUAUGGCUCCACAGAAUCCCUCCCUCCAGGCAACAGAAAAUGCAGUGCCAGCUAAUGUGGUUAUUCAGCCUAUAUCAGGCCUGUCUUUGCAGCCCACAGUAACAUCUUCUGCUAACAUGACAAUAGGAUCACUGUCUGAGCAAGAGUCUGUGCUGACAACCAGUGCUAGUGGUGCACAGGAUAUCUCUCAAGUCAUGACUUCACAGGGUAUGGUAUCAUCUUCAAAUGGACAACAUGAGAUAACGUUGACCAUAAAUAAUUCCAGUUUGAGUCAAGUUCUAGCUCAUGCUUCAGAUUCUAAUACUACAAGCUCAUCCGGAAGUCCUCAAGAAAUCACUCUUACAAUAUCUGGCCAAGAUCUUAUUCAGCACAAUUCUGGAAGCAGUGAUCUGAAUACUGGCUUAAGGCUGACAGCACCAACCAUCAACAGUCAGACUACAGGUGCUACAUUAACUAUAAGCAAUGACCAGCUUCUUUCUCAGGGCACUUCACUAAAUGCUCCAGAACUUAAUACAACAGGUGGAACAAACCUUCCUUCAACACCCAUAUCUCAGUCUACGGUUUCUGCCCAGAAUUUGGUAAUGUCUUCAUCAGGAGUUGGAGGAGAUGGUAGUGUCACCUUGACUCUUGCUGACACUCAGGGAAUGUUGUCAGGUGGUCUUGAUGCAGUUACACUUAAUAUCACUUCACAGGGUCAGCAGUUCCCUGCUAUACUCACAGAUUCCAGUCUCGCUAGCCAAAGUGGGUCAGGCUCACAGCAAGUCAUACUGGUGAGCCAUACACCCCAUUCAGCAUCUGCAAACUCUGAUGAAAUAACGUAUCAGGUGACAGAGGUUUCUUCUAAUGUGACUAAAAGCAGUCAAGCAGAAAAAGAAGGUCGCGUGCACCAGUGUUUUGAGUGUAGUCAAACCUUUUCUUCAGCUACCAUGUUGAUGCACCAUAGUAAAGAGGUUCAUGGCAAGGAAAGAAUACAUGUUUGCCAUGUCUGCAAUAAAGCCUUUAAACGGGCAACACAUCUCAAGGAACACAUGCAAACCCAUCAGGCUGGACCUUCACUGAGUUCCCAGAAGCCUAGAGUGUUUAAGUGUGAUACUUGUGAAAAAGCUUUCGCUAAGCCAAGUCAGCUGGAGAGGCAUAGUCGCAUUCACACAGGGGAACGGCCAUUUCAGUGUACACUAUGUGAAAAGGCUUUUAACCAGAAGAGCGCUCUUCAAGUCCACAUGAAAAAGCACACAGGAGAGAGGCCUUAUAAAUGUGAUUACUGUGCAAUGGGAUUUACACAGAAAAGCAAUAUGAAGCUGCAUAUGAAACGGGCUCAUGGUUACACUGGUCUUGUACAAGAGCCUGCUAGUCAUCAAGAACAAGAAGGGGAAGAUAUUAGUCGUGCUCUGAAUUUAGAAGAAGUGGUACAAGAAUCUUCAAAUGAAUGGCAAAGUAUAAGCAAUGUUUUUCGAUGACAACUUAAAAUUUGAAAGCUAAAAAUGUUUCUGGGACUGAAAUAUCUCGAUGCAAGUUUUCAGAAAAGUAAAAGAUGGAUUUUACA